UUAAGAUCAUAGAGGUAAUGUUCAUGUGUGUUGUGUUAUCAACUCAACACCUCUAAAUGCUUAAAUAUCUAUUCCUGUGGAAAUCCCAUUCGAUUAGAUGAAAUGUCCAACAUUUGCAAAAGAAGAAAAUACUGCAAUGUGAUUUGUAGAUUUCCUAUUGUAUACUCUAAUCCUUGAAGUUUAAAAAUUUGGAGAUGGAUAUUUUGUUCAUUUAUAUACCAAGAAUACAACUUGAAGCAAAGAACAUUACCAGUUAAAAUUUGCUUCAAUGUCCAGAACCAGAUCAGACCAGAUUAGAAAUGUUUUAAGAAAGCCAUCCCUGUGUCAAGAAACCCCGUUUCAAAUGUGAAGCUUUUUGCCUAAUCUCUAAUUGUGGAGAAGUAAGAUUAAAUUUCCAUGUUCUGUCAGACAUGCAUCAUCUUAAUGUUUUGUGCUCUAUGAAAUAAUUUGUGUAAAUGCAUUGGCAGCUUAGCGCAUUUCAGUAGCCAUUUACCUGCAUGGAGUUAUGAACUGCUUUUACAAAAUCCAGCUGAACAUUUUAGGGAGUUCUCACUUUGCAGGAUUUAACAAAGGAACGAGAUUUAAGAAAAGUCAAACAUUUUCCCCAUGUUCUCGAUAAAUUAUGUACUUAGAAGAGACCGUGUGUAGUGAUUUUUCCUGGCUGCCAGUUUCAUUAACAUUUAAAAAAACACAACAUUUUUAAUUUUCUACUCGAUUUAUAAAUACCCCGUCAUUGAGUAUAAUUAAAGUGAAAGUCAAUAGAUUUUAGAUAUGAAGGAAAUGAUCAAGGCAUAGAAGGGGAAUAGGAUGAUGUGGGGAUUCAGCAGAAUUAGGUAUGGCUUAAAAGGUUGAUGGUAUCACUGAAAAGUAACAUUUCUUAAAAGUUGAAUCAAUCUAACAGUUAACACCCACUUAAAAAAAUAUUAUCAAGAAUCAUUUCCUUUUGAAGCUGAGACAAAACCCAUUUAUCCUCUAUAAUAAGGAAUUGUUUUGCCUGCCAGCUGUGUACAAUUAAACAAUUGGUCUUUUAUGAGAAACUUCAAUGUUGGCAUUGCUGUCCAGCAAGAGGCUCAGUAGAUUAAAAAUCAGUUGUUAACUGCCAAAUCUUGCACCACCUUACUUUAAAAUGUUAAUAAUUAAACGCAUCCAAAGUUCAGUUUCAAAAGUGUGCAGCUUACCAAAUUCAAUACUGAGACUACAGAAUGGAAUCAGCAACUACCCAAGUUUCGAGGAUAUUUGCUUUGGAGAUACCGGACAUCAUUGUGAUUGUUAUUUAUUUUGUGUUCGUUAUGUGUGUUGGAAUAUGGUCUUCUGUGAGAGCCAACCGGAACACAGUGGGGGGAUAUUUCCUUGCUGGAAAAUCUAUGACGUGGUGGCCUAUCGGGGCUUCUCUAAUGUCCAGUAAUGUAGGGAGUGGCCUAUUUAUCGGCCUGGCUGGCACUGGAGCAGCGGGAGGCAUUGCUGUUGGUGGUUUUGAAUGGAAUGCUACAUGGCUUCUUGUCGCCCUUGGUUGGAUAUUUGUACCAGUGUACAUUGCUGCUGGUGUGGUCACUAUGCCUGAGUAUUUACAGAAAAGGUUUGGAGGACAAAGAAUCCAAAUCUAUAUGUCCGUACUAUCUUUGAUCUUGUAUAUAUUUACUAAAAUAUCGACUGACAUUUUCUCAGGAGCACUGUUUAUCCAGGUCUCACUGGGUUGGAAUCUCUACAUUUCUACAGUAACUCUCCUGGCAGUGACUGCUAUUUACACAAUAGCUGGUGGUUUGACCGCUGUGAUUUAUACAGAUGCCCUCCAGACUGUCAUUAUGGUGGUAGGAGCACUCAUCCUUAUGUUCAUUGGUUUAAACAAAGUUGGUUGGUAUUCAGGGUUGGAAGAGAAGUACUUCCAAGCAAUUCCCAACAUCACUGUGGAAAACACUUCAUGUCACAUUCCACGUGCUGAUGCUUUCCACGUGUUUCGAGAUCCAGUCAGUGGUGAUAUACCUUGGCCUGGACUCAUAUUUGGACUCACUGUGCUUGCCACAUGGUGUUGGUGUACUGAUCAGGUAAUCGUACAGAGGUCCCUUUCAGCAAAAAGUCUUUCUCAUGCCAAGGGAGGAUCGGUUUUGGGAGGUUAUCUGAAGAUGUUACCCAUGUUCUUCAUUGUCUGGCCAGGCAUGAUCAGUAGAGCACUGUACCCAGAUGAGGUGGGCUGUGUGGAUCCAGAUGUUUGUGAGUCUGUCUGUGGAGCCAGAGUAGGAUGUUCAAACAUUGCAUACCCCAAACUGGUAGUGGAACUUAUGCCUGUAGGGUUGAGGGGCCUUAUGAUAGCAGUAAUGAUGGCUGCUCUAAUGAGUUCACUCACCUCAAUAUUUAACAGCAGCAGCACACUCUUCACCUUGGAUAUCUGGCACCGGGUUCGCAGAAAUGCCACUGAACAAGAAUUGAUGAUUGUUGGCAGGGUAUUUAUUAUUUUCCUAGUUGCCGUCAGUAUAGUGUGGAUCCCUAUUAUCCAGAGAGCUAACAGUGGACAGCUUUUUGACUACAUCCAGUCUGUUACCAGCUACUUAGCACCACCAAUCACCGCACUUUUCAUUAUGGCAAUAUUCUGGACAAGAGUCAAUGAGCCGGGUGCUUUCUGGGGAUUGAUGGUCGGGCUGAUCCUGGGUCUCGUUCGAAUGGUCAUGGAGUUUGUUUAUGGAGCGCCAUCAUGUGGUGAAGAGGAUAAGAGGCCUCCUUUCCUCAAGGACGUGCAUUACCUUUACUUUGCUUUGAUCCUAUGUGGAAUAAGUGCAAUUGUUAUCACUGUCAUCAGCCUGAUGACUCCUGCAAUCCAGAAAGAAAAUCUGAUUCGACUAACAUGGUGGACUAGAAACAUUAAAAUUCCUAAGAAUCACUUGAACAAUAACUGGAGCCAGCCAAAGACAAUCUCUGAAUCCGUUGACAGAAAUGCUGAAUUAUUAUCUAUUACAGAGGAUGAUGGGCUGCAAGAAACAGUGGCACUUUCUUGGUGGAAGAAAACAUGUUUUUGGCUCUGUGGCCUGUCAACACAUGAGGAACCUGAACUCACAGAAGAAGAAAAUUAUGCCAUACAGGAAGGCUUAACAAGCAUUGAAGAAGAACCUUUAUGGAAAAAUAUGUGCAAUAUUAAUGCUUUAAUCCUACUGGCAGUUAAUGUCUUCUGUUGGGGAUAUUUUGGAUAAUUGUUGUCACCCUGAUUACUUUUGGACUAGUUUUGUACCUCUAGUGAAACACUUGUUUGUAACCGUAAGUUAAUUGCCAAAAUUACAUUGGUAACAACAUUUGUAUUAUUACCAAGUAAGAAUACAGGUAACAUAAUGAUCAAAUAAGCACCAAUGUUGCAAGAACAAUGAUAAUCUCAUUGCAAGAGUAACUCAGUUAACAUAUUGAACAGAAAAUAAAUACCAAUUCCACUCA
Molecule: messenger RNA, 3414 nt
Organism: Amblyraja radiata (thorny skate)
Lineage: Eukaryota; Metazoa; Chordata; Chondrichthyes; Rajiformes; Rajidae
Gene: slc5a9
Product: solute carrier family 5 member 9
Exons: 14
Coding region: 1203-3179 (658 amino acids)
Biological process (GO): transmembrane transport
Cellular component (GO): plasma membrane
Molecular function (GO): D-glucose:sodium symporter activity
Source: RefSeq, a predicted model, not a curated record